AUGAACGACCAGCGCUUUACGCACAGUCCGUUUGACGAGAUUUUGCUCUCGGCCGACGACCGCGCGAACCUCGUGACCAUUGCCGAUGCGCUCGUGCGCGCCAACGUGCGCGAGUAUCGCCACCACGUGCAGCGGGGGAAGCACGUGGACCUCACGCGGUGGAAACGAGUGUGCAGCGCGGGCACGACCGCCACGUACUUGGAACGGAGUGCUUCGCCCAGCAAACACCACCAGCCACGUACAAAGUCGUUGCCGGCGUCGCUCAUGGUCGGCCCGUUGCCCGGCACGCUCGAGGAGAACAUGUUUGGCCUCGUGAGUCCGACGCUGGACGACAUGCGGCUCAAGGCGUCGUACUUGCACGACGUGAGCGCAGCGGCAGUGCUUGCAACGAUCGUGGCCCCGAGUGUCGAGAACCCGUUCCGAUCGGUUGUGGUCAAGUGGAUGGAGAUUGACAUCCCCGGGGCGUCGCUGGGCUUGGUCCGCAAUCGCGACUACGUCUACCUCGAGAGCUGUGGCAUUGCCGAGCUCGACACGGGCGAGCGCCUCGGGUACCACUUGUUGCACUCGGUGAGCUUCCCCCAAGCGCAUGAACUGCCGUCGCGCGUGCGAGGGAACAUGUCGUUCUGCGGCGUCUUUUGCCAAGAAGGCCCUGACCGGACCGACUGCCGCGGCACGGGGAUCAUGGACCCCGGCGGCGACGGCGCGCGGGUCAUGGCCAUCAUGGCCAUGGUUCAAGCGACCAUGGCAGGCCUCAAGUACUCGUACUGCGGACGGAUGAAAAAGCUCGUGCAGGUGCUUUCGCAGCGCCCCGAGGAGCGCGUGAAAGAGCGCCGGGCGUUGGUCGCUCAACCCGUGUGCGUCACGUGCUCGAAGCCGAUCAAAACGGGCAAGUUGAAGCUCAGUGUCGGCAAGUCUAGUGGCACGUGCAAGUUGUGCGACGGACUGCUCUGUAGCACGUGUAAAAUUGCAAAGAAGCUGAGCUUCCUCCGCCCGGCCGAGCAGCCGCACCUCGUGCAGCGAAAGGUGACGUUCUGCGUGCAGUGCCUCGUCGAAGCGACGAGUGGCGACACGCUGGAAGCUGCGCGGCAGCAGUUUGUCGACAAAAACCAACGCGGGCAGCGCAGUGCGAGCGACUGUCCAAGGGCUUGUGAUCUGAGCUCGCGCUCGGACGGCACCAUGAGCUCGUCAUCAAACUCUCAAGGCAGCUAA
This is a messenger RNA of Hyaloperonospora brassicae, 1209 nucleotides long. Lineage: Eukaryota; Oomycota; Peronosporomycetes; Peronosporales; Peronosporaceae. The record is from the annotation of a GenBank genome assembly.